AUGAAAGCCUUCGUCAGAGUUUCUGUGUUCAUUCUUCUUUCGAGGUUAGACGUGAUACAUGGAGACAACGAUAGUGAAGGGAGGAGUGCACCUGAUAUACCCGUUCGCAUAGCCGUUGCCCCUGCAGUAGGGCCGAUCGCUGUCGCUGCUGCGUUUGCAAACCAACAUCAUUUUUCUGAUUGCGAAUGGCCGUGUCCUUACUACCAUUGGUCAAACCAUCAUCAUCCACGUGCAGCUUUACGAAAUCACUUGAAAACAUUCACAAAAGAAAGUGGCUUAACUUCUGACACAUCUUUGUAUUUUGAGAAGGAACACAGCCCCCACGUUCUUGGAAUACACCCAAUGCCUCAUAUAGUUGGUUCUGUGCCCCUACUAUACACCUCAGACGUUAUACAUAGAAGAGCUGCGGAAAAGAAAGCACGUCGUCUACUGCUGAAGAGAAGAGUCCCCGACACUGAACAACACCAAGCUUCCAACGCUGACACAGAGUCACAACGUGAUAACUUGUGA
Messenger RNA from Cylicocyclus nassatus, 510 nucleotides. NCBI's taxonomy places the organism in Eukaryota, Metazoa, Nematoda, Chromadorea, Rhabditida, Strongylidae. The record is from the annotation of a GenBank genome assembly.